UUAAUUAUGAAGUAGAAAUACGUUCCAAACAUUUCUAGUUUUUAAAACUGCAAAUGAUAUGAACCAUAUACCUAAUAUAUAAUAAUUUCUACAUAAAAAAGGGCUGCAUACAUUCAUUAUGCAUACCCCUAUUAAUAUCGACUUCUGCCACCCCCUUUUCUCAAAUAAUAAAAGAAUAAGAAAUAAAAACAAAAAAAAAUAAAAAUUUAACCCUUCCCGGAGCGCUGCUACGGCGCACCGCAACCCCUGGACGAAAUUACACUCGUCCAGAGAAAUAUACCUUGGCCCUAACGAUAGCGUGACCCUCCACUGCUCCAUUUGGUCCGCUAUAAAUAUGAAAAUGAUGUAGCCCUGAUCAAAUACUCGAACAAACACUUGAGGAGCAUAUAGUCGUCCUUGUCCCACUCGUCGUCAAUAAAUACGAGCCAGAGCGAGACGAAAUAUAGUGGAAUAUGCAAAAGACGAUCGGUGCUAGAGUGCCGUUUGGACGUGACGUGUGUGCAUUGUAGUAGUAGCAGCAGGGAAAUUUAUGCAGGAGGGAAAUCGCGGUCCGUCAUAAGAAAAACACUGACGUUCGAUUGUUGUUUUCCCCGUAAUAAAAAUGGCGACUGGUUUAUGAGGCGAAUCGUCGUGGAUUUGUGCGAGUUUUCGUGUGGAAAUACGUGCGAAAAGGCGGGAAAAUGCCUCGUGUAAAAGCCUCCCCGAAAAAGUGCAUCAAGAGCAAUUUACAACAGCCUGCCAACUCCUGGGUGUUUAUGUUAAAAGGUGAAGCUCUGGAGCUCUCCGAACAAUACACAGGUACAGGCACACCGGACAUCGUAACCCUAAGACACCCCAACACUGGAGAGUCUGCAAUAUUCCUAUUUUCCCCGGCAAAUAACUCAGUUCAAGAAGUUUUAACUCUCAGCGAGUCCAAGAGGUCCUGGUUCAUAGAUGAAUCUGUAAAAAGUGACGGAAAAAUGCACUUGUCCACACCCAUUGAUCCAAUUUUUUUAGUGUUGCCUUAUUUAAAAAAAUUCUGUUCAACUCAGGCCCAACCGUUAGAUCAACUUCUAAGGGAUACAGAUUUUCCAGAAACAGAAAGGUUGCUCAAGUCUAGCGGAUUGUCGUAUUUAACCAUGAUAGCUGAUAGAAAAGGGGACGAAGAACUGAAUGCCUUUAAAUACAAUGAAGAAAAAACCCUAAAUUGGCUUAAAAAGAAGACGGAAAGGGUGGCGGACAUCCUAAAACAAAAAAACAUCCACGUCUCGGGUUCCGGUGCGAUUUCAAGCAACUUCGUCAAAUCGACAAAAGCGGAACCGGCCGAUAACGACGCGUAUUUACGGUACGCCCACGGAAUCGUAUCCGAAUACCUUAUGGACGAUUUAAGUGUAAAAUUACUGAAAUUCCUAAACAUUCCCGAAGAGGCGCCGGUACAGUCCUUGAAGAGGAAAAGUCUGGCCAUCACCACCCCCGUGCAAGAGAGUAAAAAAUUAAAAGUCGAAGAUGAAAAUAAAAGUUCGUCGAGUAACGUGUUAGAUUUAAGUAAACCUGAAGUGAAGCCUAAAACGCCCUCCAUGUCCGCCAAAGAUAAAGCGAGGGCGAAGGCGGCUAGCGGAAGUAAAAGUAUCAGUUCCUUUUUUAAGAAGUGUUAGUCUGUUUUUUUUUUGUUAGAGAAGUAUUAUUAUAUAUUGUGUCAAUUUUAUAUGCUUCACAGACUUGUUUCGUUAAACAAUUAAUUUGUACUACUACAUUCUUGUUUAACUUGGGGUUAGUUUGUUUUAAGAGCAAUACUUAAUAUCAGUGUAGGACUGUUGUCAAAUAAAAGAAACAGGAGUGAAAGA
Anthonomus grandis grandis is the source of this 1823-nucleotide messenger RNA. RefSeq names its product ribonuclease H2 subunit B. The coding region runs from base 681 to 1634 and encodes 317 amino acids. Gene Ontology annotation, biological process: ribonucleotide metabolic process; RNA catabolic process. Gene Ontology annotation, cellular component: ribonuclease H2 complex; nucleoplasm. The transcript is spliced from 4 exons. The record is from RefSeq and is a predicted model, not a curated record. Lineage: Eukaryota; Metazoa; Arthropoda; Insecta; Coleoptera; Curculionidae.